Messenger RNA from Cordyceps fumosorosea ARSEF 2679, 1281 nucleotides. RefSeq lists its product as hypothetical. NCBI's taxonomy places the organism in Eukaryota, Fungi, Ascomycota, Sordariomycetes, Hypocreales, Cordycipitaceae. The transcript has 2 exons. The record is from RefSeq and is a predicted model, not a curated record. The coding region runs from base 1 to 1281 and encodes 426 amino acids.
AUGCAGACAAUCGAAACCAUCUUCCUCAUUUCCUUGCCGUUUGGCAUUUCCCUUUUGCCUGUUGUAUCAUCCCAGCCCCUCGAUAGCAAAUAUUACCGCGGCCAAUUGCUAAAUGAAGACGAUAACACCAUCCGAACGUUGACGCCCGCUUCGACUGGCUCCAUCAAUAGCAUGCAAACUGCGUCGCGCAACAUCGUGGCCAAGCAUGCCCUCGGCCGCACCACAACCAUUCGUAGCGUCCCCAGCUUCGACAGCUCCGGGUCAAGCCCCGAGACCAACCAGAGUCCCUUUUCCAGCAGCACCAACAGCAACACGAGCGCCGCCUCGACCGCCCUAGGGGUUCCCGGCCACGACAAGGCAGCCAGCCGAUCAGUAUCCGCCACAACCACAACGACCGACACACAAACGACGGCCGCGCCGAGCCGCUGGAGCGCCAGCGGCGUCCGCGUAAUAGAGACCCAGUCGCCGGGGCAGCUGCCUCAUGAUGGCUCGGAACCCACGGACGCCGAGAAUGGACAGUGGGAUUCCACCAUUGGCAAGGCCGGCCUCGGCAAGACGGGCCGCGUCAUCAACAAGCUCGUCAGCGACAACGACGCCCUGAAGCGAGAGAUCCAGAUUGAGCGGCUACGCGCUGAGGAGGCCAAGCAGGCCGCCAAGCUGAUCGAGGACAAGAUGGAGCGCAUGGUCGGCGAGUACGAGGGCCGGUUGCUUGAGGCGAACGUCACCAAGACGCUGCUCGCCCGCAAGGAGCGCCAGGUCGAGUCCCUGACGGCCGCCGUCGGGGUCGAGCGUGGCAAGGCCGCCGCCGCCGCCGAUGCGGAGCGCACCUGGAAGGAGGCCAUGCAGCAGGAGCGCGCCGACGCCAAGACGCAGGUCGAGCAGGCCGCCGCGCACGCGCAGCUCAUGGAGGGCCGCUACAACGCCAUCUCGUCGCACUGGCGCGAGCAGGGGGACCAGGUCGCGCGGGCGGUCGCCAAGAUGCGCGCCGAGAUCGCCGAGAUCGUCGACGCCCGCAGGCUCGACGACGACCGCAUCCAGACGUUGCGCGACCUCUGCGAGCAGCAGGACGCCAACAUCCGUGCGCUGCGGAGGGAGAAGGAGGAGAUUGCGAGGGUGUUUGAGGCGUACAAGAGGACGCAGGAUGAUGACUUGCGGGACAUACGGACGAAUGCGAAGAAGAGGGAGGACGAGCAGGAGCGCAUGCUGGCGGAGGCGCGCGAGGCGCUGGAUAAGCUGAAAUGGGCCCUCAAUGUCAAGAACAACGUCAAGGGCGCGCAAUAA